Apus apus (common swift) is the source of this 599-nucleotide messenger RNA. RefSeq names its product interferon-induced transmembrane protein 1-like. The transcript has 2 exons. The record is from RefSeq and is a predicted model, not a curated record. The coding region runs from base 1 to 387 and encodes 128 amino acids. Gene Ontology annotation, biological process: type I interferon-mediated signaling pathway; response to interferon-beta; negative regulation of viral genome replication. NCBI's taxonomy places the organism in Eukaryota, Metazoa, Chordata, Aves, Apodiformes, Apodidae. Gene Ontology annotation, cellular component: plasma membrane.
AUGGAGAACUACCCCCAGCCCAUCAGCAUCAACAUGCAACAGCCCUACGGUAGGAACGGGGCAGGAGCCCCGAUGACCUCCUUCGGCCCCACUGUCACCACUUUCAUCCAGCCGGAGCCUGUCCCCAACCCCCAGGACUUUGUGCUCUGGUCCUUCUUCAACACCAUGUUCUGCAACCCCUUCUGCCUGGGCUUCAUCGCGCUGGUCUUCUCUGUUAAGGCCAGAGACAAGAAAAUCGCCAGGGACCCAGAAGGUGCCAAAAGCUUCGGGAUCGUAGCCAAGAACCUCAACAUCGCUGCGGUCUGCCUGGGCACCCUCUCCUUCAUCCUGGCCAUCGUGGUGCUGGCUGUCGUCUUCAGCAGAAUACAGCAGUACAACAGGCUCUAACCCCACCUCACCCAGCAGUUCCAGGGCCACCUUUCUCCUUCCCCUCCACCUUGCUCACCCCAAUCUUUGCUGCCUGACCUUGCUGGGUGAGACAUGUGGCUCCCAUGGGACCUUUCUCCCUGCUCCCACACAACAAGUGGGUGUCCUCUGAUCAUCCUCCCUGUGCACCCCAAGACAGCCUUCUUCAAUAAACUCACGGGGUGAGCUCACAG